CAACAGGGAUUGAGCCAAUUACGAAAGCGGUUUUGGGUGCCAGAAAAUUUUGGCUCGGCAACGAGAAUAUUCACGUACUGACGAUCAACGAAGAUCACUCGUUACGCGUGGAGCUCAAAGACUUCGAAGGAAUCAAGGGCUUUUGGUGAGAUAUGGACGCUGGACGAUACGUCGUGAUAGAAUUCCAUGACGGCGUCACUCUUGCUCCCGAAAAAUGGUUAACUCCUAGAAAAAAUCAUUGUUAUUGGCCUCCCUACAAAAGCAACUCGAGGACGACAAAAGCAGUCGAAAAUCAAGAGAAUGUUGCUGAAAAUUGGACCCUGCACGAUAUUAAGCAAAUAUUAACAUCGACAAAAACUUAUAAGCGUGGACAAGCGAAGUGUGUGGAAGCGUUACAAAUGUCCGAUAUCAAUACCGAUACAGAUGUCGAAAAGAUUACAACACAAAAAGGACAAAAACCACAAUCGUCUAUUAACAUCUCGCCUUUUCCUUCAUUCCCCUCCGAUGAACAAAUACAACCCACGGACCAUGAUAGCAAUACUAAUGCUAAUGCUCAUGACGAUAUUAACGAAGUAUCGGAAAAUAUGAUGGGACCAAGACGUACGGAUGCCGUGACAAAUAGCACCAAAAGAAAACGAGCUCGUGAUGAAAAUUUAUUUGAUGAGCCAAUUCGAGAAAAAAGACCUUUGAAUUCGAUACCUAACAGUAGCUAUCGCAAUGAUAACAGCAACCAAACAAUUAUGCGAGCAUUGGCUAAUAUGGAUUUAAGAAUAGAAACUAUACUAGCGGAAGUUCGUGAUAUCGCACGCACGUUGUCAGCGAAUACAGCUGAUAAAGAAAUCGAAAAGACGGAAAGCCCGCUUCUAAAAGAUUAUCCUGUGGCAACUGAAGCUUUACUAACCAAAGCAGAGCAUCGUUUAUCGACUGAUCCAGAUUAUCUCAAUAAUUUAAUCAAAGACUUGGCUAUUUUUGUACAAGCUGACGUCAAAAGUACCGUCUCAAAACUGAUGCAGGAAAUUAUGUCCAACUCUGUUGCUGCCAAUUUCAGUUUCCAUGGAGCACAUAAGAAAAAAGCUUUCGCAAAGUUGAAAUUAUACAACGUUUUAUCGAGAGUCGUCCGAUUCCGGUUCAAAAACCCGGUUGUAACUAAUAAAGACAUUAAUGACCCCAUUAAGUCAUGGCUUCGCCAUGCUCCCGCCCGCUUGGCACGAGAACACAAAAAAGAUGCAGCUUCAAACAACGACGGAGGUCCCCUAGAAAUUGACGAUGCUGAAGCAGAAACCAAUGACAAUACUGAUUGAUAACCGAUGUGGUCAACGCAAAAGAAAUUUUUAAGAUGUUUUGUUUUCAUUCACAACAAACAAAUUCAUGUCUCUGACAUUUUUUUUAAUAACAAAGUGAUAUUCUAAAAUAGAACCAAUUUUAUGCCAAUUGUUAAUGUUCAAACGUAAUUCAAUACAACGUAAAUCGAAAAUAUA
Molecule: messenger RNA, 1478 nt
Organism: Venturia canescens
Lineage: Eukaryota; Metazoa; Arthropoda; Insecta; Hymenoptera; Ichneumonidae
Exons: 7
Coding region: 153-1301 (382 amino acids)
Source: RefSeq, a predicted model, not a curated record